This is a messenger RNA of Kwoniella shivajii, 1503 nucleotides long. Its product is annotated as 4-aminobutyrate aminotransferase. The transcript is spliced from 9 exons. Gene Ontology annotation, biological process: GABA catabolic process. Gene Ontology annotation, cellular component: mitochondrion. Gene Ontology annotation, molecular function: pyridoxal phosphate binding. The coding region runs from base 1 to 1503 and encodes 500 amino acids. The record is from RefSeq and is a predicted model, not a curated record. NCBI's taxonomy places the organism in Eukaryota, Fungi, Basidiomycota, Tremellomycetes, Tremellales, Cryptococcaceae.
AUGUUGUCUCGCGCAAUUCGAUCAUCUCCUAAGCUCCCGGUUACUCGCUCAAUCGUUCGUACUAGACACUUUUCGUCUCUCGAUCUCGUCCCCAAUGAACCAGCUGGACCUUCGGUCAUAACAGACAAAGUACCAGGUCCAGAAGGUAUCGCCGCUAGCAAGGAGAUCGAUACAUUUCAGGAUUCAAGAACACAUGUAAUCGUACCAAACUAUGAGGAAUCAAAUGGAAAUUACCUUAUCGAUGCGGAUGGCAAUGUACUCUUGGACGUAUUUGCUCAGAUCUCCUCCAUCGCAUUAGGUUAUAAUGUACCAGCUCUUCUUGAGCUUGCUAAAACAGAUGAAUUCGCCAAAGCUGCUAUGAAUAGACCCGCACUAGGCUCUUUCCCUCCUGUACAAUGGGCUGAGUGGCUCAAGACUGGUCUGCUGACUGUAACACCGAAAGGUUUGGAUCAACUUAUCACUACCUUGUGUGGAUCCAGUGCAAAUGAAACUGCUUUUAAAUGUUCUUUUAUGGCUUAUAGACAAAGAGAACGAGGAGGUCCCGAGGUCGCUUUCACCAAAGAGGAAAUGGAUUCAUGUAUGCUCAAUCAGACACCUGGCGCUCCUCAGCUCUCGGUGCUCUCUUUUAAAUCUGGAUUCCACGGUAGACUGUUCGGCAGUUUGAGUGCUACUAGGAGUAAAGCCAUACAUAAGGUCGAUAUACCUGCUUUUGACUGGCCAGCUGCUCCAUUCCCUGAAUUGAAAUAUCCCCUUGACGAACACGUGAAGGAAAAUGAAGCUGAGGAGAAAAGGUGUUUGGAGGAAUACGAGAAGAUUCUGGUCGAGAGUAAAAUAACCCGGCCUGUUGCAGCAGUCAUCAUUGAACCUAUCCUUUCCGAAGGGGGUGAUCGACAUGCUUCUAACGAUUUCUUCCGACAACUCCGACUAAUAGCUAAGAAGCACGAUGCGUAUUUCAUCGUUGAUGAAGUACAAACUGGUGUUGGCGCUACUGGUACUUUCUGGGCACAUGAGAAAUGGGGAUUGAAGCAAGGUGAAGAACCUGAUUUCGUUACUUUCUCGAAGAAAAUGCAAGCUGCCGGUGUCUAUCACAAAAAGGAAACCAGACCAAACGCUCCUUAUCGAAAUUAUAAUACAUGGAUGGGUGAUCCAAUUCGAGCAUUACAAGCAAGAGAAAUGAUCAAGUUAAUCAAACAACAUGAUCUUGUCUCUCAUACUGCUGCAACUGGCUCAUCAUUAGCAUCGUCAUUUAAGUCCGUCUUUUCAUCUUCCGUUGCCUCUGGGAAAGUGAUGAAUCUCAGAGGUGAAGGAGACGGUACAUAUUUAGCAUGGGAUAUGGCUUCACCUUCACUAAGAGAUUCCUUUGUGGGCAAAAUGAGAGUCAACGGUAUACAAAUUGGUGGAUGUGGUGAUCAAACUGUUAGACUGAGACCAAUGUUAACUUUCGGUGAGAAACAUGCUGAAAUAUUAGUGUCCACCACGGAGAAAGUACUCAGAGAGCUAUGA